AUGGCCGAGCGGCACUGGCAGCAGGUGUCAAACCUUGUUGGCAGCGAAGUCAACCCGACCAUGGAGGCCGCGGAGUGCCAGCAGCUGUGUUUAGGGCUUGGCAUGGUCGAGCAUGCCGCUGCCGUUGCAGACAUUGGGGACCGUGCCGGCAAGGAACAGAACAUUGAGAACCAGCUGAAGAGCAUGCAGGCGGCCUGGGACAAGGUUUUCUUCGACUGCAGCGAGCCCUAUCGAACAACAGGGACCUACAUUCUCAAGGGGGCCGACGAGGUCAUGGCCGUUCUGGACGAACAGAUUGUUGUGACACAGGCGAUGCAGUUCUCGCCCUUCAACAAGCCGUUCAAAGAGGACAUCGACGAGUGGAACGACAAGCUCAUGUACGUCUCAGAGUGCUUGGAUCAGUGGCUAAAAGUACAGCGCGCUUGGAUGUACUUGCAGCCCAUCUUCGACUCGCCGGAUAUCAUGAAGCAGCUCCCCACCGAGGGCAAGAAGUUUAAGGUCGUAGACGGCAAGUGGCGGCAGACCAUGAGCCGCGUACACAGCAACGGCCACGCCCUGACCCAGUGCACACAGGAGGGUCUACUGACGCAGUGGCAGACCGUGAACAGAGACCUGGACAUCGUCCAGAAAGGCCUGGACGACUACCUGGCAACCAAGUGUGCUGCCUUCGCCCGCUUCUACUUCUUGUCCAACGAUGAGUUGCUGGAGAUCCUGUCUCAGACCAAGGAUCCCUUGAGGGUGCAACCCUUCCUGUCGAAAGUCUUCGAGGCGAUGAAGAAGCUGACGUUCACGGACCAGCUUGUCGCCACCCAGAUGCACUCCAAGGAAGGAGAAAUCAUCGACUUUGUCAAUCCCGUGGUAACAAAGGACAAGAACGUAGAGACCUGGAUGACGGAAGUGGAGAACGAGAUGAUCGCUGGAGUGCGAAAUGUCUGUCGCAUUGGAGUGGAAACCUACCCAGAAAUGCCGCGGACCGAAUGGGUCUUGCAGAAUCCGGGGCAGGUCUGCUUAAACUCCAGCCAAGUGCACUGGACUGCAGAGGUGGAAGAAGCAAUCAAAGGCGGGAAGACCGCAGAGUAUUUCACGCAGCUGAGCGAACAGCUGCUGGACCUGGUGCGGCUGGUGCGUGGUGACAUCACGAAGCUGCAGAGGAUGAGCAUUGGAGCUCUCGUGGUGAUCGAUGUCCAUGCAAAGGACACCGUGGAGAAGCUCGCCAAGGAAAAGAUCGACGACUGCAUGUCCUUUGAGUGGAUUUCGCAGCUGCGGUACUACUGGGAGAUGGACGAUCGAAACUCUGAGAACAUGUGGGUCCGUAUGGUGCAGACUCCUUUCCCGUAUGGCUAUGAGUACUUGGGAAACUCCUUCCGCCUGGUGAUCACUCCCCUCACAGACAUGUGCUACAUGACCCUGAUGGGCGCCCAGAGCCUGAACCUGGGAGGUGCACCGGCCGGGCCUGCUGGUACCGGCAAGACGGAGACGACAAAGGAUCUGGCCAAAGCGCUGGCCAAGCAGUGUGUCGUCUUCAAUUGCUCGCCAGAAAUGGACUACCUCAUGGUCGGCAAGUUCUUCAAGGGCCUGGCAUCAAGCGGCGCCUGGUGUUGCUUUGACGAGUUCAACCGUAUCUACAUUGAGGUGCUCAGCGUCAUCGCCCAGCAGCUGCUCCAACUUUUCAGCGCGAAGAGGGAGCUGACGUCCUACAACGACUCUGUGGAGCUGGAGUUUGACUCGACCUUGAUCAUGAUGCGGCCCACCUUCAACGUCUUCAUCACGAUGAACCCAGGUUAUGCAGGGCGAAGCGAGCUUCCCGACAACUUGGCUGCCUUGUUUCGACCAAUGGCCAUGAUGGUUCCUGACUAUGCCAUGAUCGGCGAGAUCAGCUUCUACGCGUUUGGCUUCGAAAAGGGGCGGCAUCUGGCAAAGAAAAUGGUCACGACCUUCCAGCUCUGCAGUGAGCAGCUUUCUGCCCAAAGCCACUACGACUACGGCAUGCGAGCUGUCAAAACUGUGAUUGAAGCCGCCGGCCUCAACAAGCGCAAGUACCCGGACCAAAGUGAGGGGCAGAUCCUGCUCCGAGCCCUGCAGGAUGUCAAUGUGCCAAAGUUCCUGAAGGAUGACCUUCCGCUGUUUUACAACAUCAUCUCGGACCUCUUCCCAGGCGUGGAAAAGCCCGCCAUCGACUAUGGGAAGUUGGAUGAGAUGGCAAGGGAGAAGUCCAAGGUUACGAAUCUGCAGCCAACAGAUUAUUUCAUUAAGAAGCAGUUCGAGCUCUUUGACAUGAUCCAGGUUCGUCACGGCAUGAUGCUGGUUGGCCCAACCGGUGGUGGAAAGACCUGCUGCUAUCGCACGUUGCAGGCGGCUUGCACGGCCUUGGUGGAUCCGAAGGAUGGGGAGUCCCCUUUCCAAAAGACACACGUGCACGUGCUCAACCCCAAGGCCAUCACCCAGAACCAACUCUACGGAGCCUUCGACGAGGUGACGCGCGAAUGGUCCGAUGGAGUCGCUGCAGAGCUGAUCCGCAAUGCCACCCGCGACAACCACAAUCCGGACCAUCACUGGGUCAUGUUUGAUGGGCCCGUUGAUGCCUUGUGGAUUGAGAGCAUGAACACGGUCUUGGACGACAACAAGAAGCUUUGCCUGGUCAGUGGCGAGAUUAUUGCUCGGGACUAA
Messenger RNA from Symbiodinium necroappetens, 2667 nucleotides. The record is from the annotation of a GenBank genome assembly. NCBI's taxonomy places the organism in Eukaryota, Dinophyceae, Suessiales, Symbiodiniaceae.